UGGUAACGUGACUUCCUGGUAACGUGUUAGGUAGGAAAAGCAGUAAAAAAGUGCAUAUUAAGGGAGCAGAUUUGAAAUAAUAUUUAUACUUAACAAGAAAUAAUUAAAGGUUCAAUGGGGAGACCUAAAGAUUUACGCAUAUGGGAGCACUACCGUACUUUACCAAACAAGUCUGUUUCUUGCAAGCUUUGUAAUAAGGUCUACAAAUUCAGUAAUGCUGCCAAAAUGCUUCAACAUCUUAUCACUUGUCCAAAAUCUCCAGAAACAUUAAAAGACUCUAUGAAACUUAUAAAAGAUAGCUCGUCCAAAACCAAAAUGUCUGGACUGUCAGAGAUAGAGACAAAUGAUUCUUUUAUAAGCCCCUCGUCGUCUGCUAACACUACAAUAAAUGCUGAGUUUCAAGACACCGAUGAUCAUAUAAAAACAGAAUUAGCGAGAGCUAUAUUUGUAACAGGGACGCCAUUAUCGAUGGUGCAACAUCCUUUAUGGAUACAAUUUUUCGAAAAAUUGCAACCAAAAUUUAAAAUACCUUCACGUAAAGCUUUAGCGACAAAAUACUUAGAUAAAAUAUAUAGAGAAAUGCGUUUUGAGUUAAAUGAGGAACUAAAUGCUUGUAGUUACUUACACCUUCAGUGCGAUGGCUGGUCUAAUUUAAGAAAUGAAGGAAUAAUAAACUUUCUUAUAUCAAAACCUCAACCUGCAUACGUUAAAAGUUUGAAUACAGAAAGUAAUCCUCACACUAGUGAAUACCUUAGCCAAGAAGUUGAAAAAGUAAUGAAAGUGUAUGGAGCAAAUAAGUUUCUUGUACUUAUUGGCGAUAACGCUAGAAAUAUACAAAAGGCAUUCGAAUUAACAAAACUCAAAUAUCCACAUGUUGUUCCUCUCGGUUGCUGUGCACAUAUCCUUAACUUGUUGUGCCAAGAUAUUGUAAAGAUACAAGAAGUAACUGUGUUUAUUAUGCAAGCCAUAAAUAUAAUAAAAACUGUUAAAAGGAGUCAACGAUUAAGUUCCUUGUUGAUAAAAUCAAGGCAGGGUGAAGAUUCUACACAAACACUAAAAUUGCCUUGUGCUACAAGAUGGGGAAGUCAUGUUACUUCGUUAAAAAGUUUGAAAGCAAAUAAGAUAGCUUUGCAAAUAUUAACAGUUAGAGAAGAUGUGGUAAUUUCAAGAGAUAUUAAAGAUUUAAUUCUAAGUGAUGAUUUCUGGACGAAGACAGGGGAAUGUAUAAGUAUUUUGGAACCAGUCACUGAAAGCAUAUUUUACUUAGAGAGCGACCAGAAUCGUUUGCAUCGCACAUACAUUACAUUUAGAGAUGUACAAGCUAAGAUACGUUUUGCAUUAAAUGAGAUUUCGACAUUGAGCGAAGAAAGCAAACAGCAGAUUCUAACAUCAGUAUCUUCAAGAUGCAAUAUGGCAAUGAGGCCAAUACAUUUUGCAGCAUAUAUUCUAGACCCCAGGACUCUAGGAGUCGAACUUACUCAAGAGGAAGAACUUAAGGGUAUGGAGUUUAUCUACAAUUUAAGCCAACACUUAAGUUUGUCAAAUGUAAUGGCAGAUUUGGCGUGUUAUAAAGCUAAAGAAAACUUUUGGGCCAGAGGAUUUGUAUGGAGCUCAUUAGAUAGCAUUGAGCCCCUAAUAUGGUGGAAAGGUAUUUGUGGUUCCACUGAGUUAAGCAAAGUAGCGAUUCGUAUUCUAUCAGCUCCCUGUACUUCGGCAGCCACUGAGCGUUCCUUUAGUAUCCAAGGCUACAUACAUAAUAACAAAAGAAAUCGACUUACAACUGAAAGAACUGAAAAAAUUUCAUUCAUUUGUUAUAACUGGAAUCUUAAACAUAAAGCUGAAUGCGAGGACAUUCAGUUUAAUGAAGAAAAUACCUUAGAAGCUUUCAUUGAGCAAGUAAAUGAACAUAACAGUUUAGACGAAAUAGAGCCUAUCGAACCUAUACAAUUCAUCGCUUGUAAUAACUCUGAAUCUGACAGUGAUUGACUGUAGUUUUACAUUUUACUUUCAUCUCUUUCUUAAUAAACUCAAAAUCAAAUUAAAAGUUUUUUAUUCUGUAGGCUGCAUAAUAAUAUUGUCUAUGUCCAGUAUAGUGGACGUCUUGCGGCUGAGAUGACGAUGAUGAAGUACAAAAUCAUAAACACCCAAAAAUUUGGGUGUUUAUGGGGUUUAAACCCAAUAAACCCAAAACACCCGGUUUUUACCCACCAGACUUUAAACCCACCCAGGUGGAUUGCCCAUCUCUAGUUAUAACCACUUUGUAAAUGGUAUAUGAGUAUCUAUUUUAAUCUUGCAUAUCAUUCGCUGUCGAAAUAAAUAUAUUAAAUACACCUGUUUACAAGCGUCAAACCGUUAUUAUAGUAUUAUUCCACGAUUUUUUUUUGUACCACUGUGGUGGCAAACAAGCAUACGGCCCACCUGAUGGUAAGUGGUUACUGUAGCCUAUGAACACCUGCAAUACUAGAGGUAAUACGCGUGCGUUGCCGACUCUGAAGAAACCUCUU
Molecule: messenger RNA, 2504 nt
Organism: Galleria mellonella (greater wax moth)
Lineage: Eukaryota; Metazoa; Arthropoda; Insecta; Lepidoptera; Pyralidae
Exons: 2
Coding region: 115-1986 (623 amino acids)
Molecular function (GO): protein dimerization activity; DNA binding
Source: RefSeq, a predicted model, not a curated record